GUAAUUGAGACUAAGAAUGGAAAAAUUAAAGGACUUCUCUUGACUCUAACCGACAAAUCCUUGGGACAGGUUGAAGUUUACUACGGCAUUCAAUACGCUUCGCUGUCGGGCAGCCAGUUGCGAUUCUUGCCACCAACAGUCUCGAAUGUCAGGUGGGAUAACAUCAAACCUCAUGUCUCGAUUCAGCCAGUCUGUCCGCAGAAUCUGCCAGACAUCAAAACUUCAGAUGAGACUGUCUCGAGAGAGAGGGCCGAACACUUAAUGAGAAUUCUGCCUCAUUUGAAAAAUCAAGCCGAAGACUGUCUAUAUCUCAAUGUGUACGUGCCUGUUGGAGGU
Molecule: messenger RNA, 336 nt
Organism: Helobdella robusta
Lineage: Eukaryota; Metazoa; Annelida; Clitellata; Rhynchobdellida; Glossiphoniidae
Exons: 2
Biological process (GO): chemical synaptic transmission; presynaptic membrane assembly; synaptic vesicle endocytosis
Cellular component (GO): postsynaptic membrane; cell surface; synapse
Molecular function (GO): signaling receptor activity; neurexin family protein binding
Source: RefSeq, a predicted model, not a curated record